Molecule: messenger RNA, 3462 nt
Organism: Aspergillus oryzae RIB40
Lineage: Eukaryota; Fungi; Ascomycota; Eurotiomycetes; Eurotiales; Aspergillaceae
Product: putative G-patch domain protein
Exons: 9
Coding region: 1-3462 (1153 amino acids)
Biological process (GO): mRNA processing
Cellular component (GO): nucleus
Molecular function (GO): protein binding; RNA binding
Source: RefSeq, a predicted model, not a curated record
AUGUCCGGCAAAAGGGCUCGCGCAGCCUUUGAGGCUGACCUGCAAACACAGGAGUCUCCUUAUGCCUUUUACGGAACUCCGCUUCCGCCGCUGGAUGCCGGCGUCCGCGACGACGGAUCUUAUGUACCGAUCUGGAAACAGGAGGUGACAGAUGACCGGGGAAGGAAACGCCUCCAUGGGGCCUUCACCGGUGGAUUCAGUGCCGGCGCACUAAAGGUGGUCGCGUCUUUCAGGUACUUCAACACCGUCGGAUCGAAGGAAGGAUGGACGCCCUCAACUUUUGUUUCCUCGCGACAGAGCCGAGCAAAGGAUGCUCGACAACAACGAGUAGAAGACUUCAUGGACGAAGAGGAUAUCCGGGAGGCAGAAGAAUCUCGAAAUCUACACAUUACCGAUGAAUUCUCCGGGUUUGGGUCCACAGAUGUCGACGCCAACCGCCGGGGAGGGCUAAUGGACCUUUUUAGAAGUGGCGGUGAGACAAUGGGAGUCAAAUUGUUGAAAAGGAUGGGCUGGAAAGAGGGUCAGGGCGUUGGUCCCAAGGUUCGACGCAGAGCUCAUCUUGGUGACGACGCAGCCUACAGUAGUGGAAGCACUGACAAGACGUACUUGUUCGCACCGGAGAAUUCACGCAUGGUGUCUUUCACACAUAAGACCGAUCACAAAGGGCUUGGGUUUGAAGGCGAAUCUCGUCUUGGCUCGCAAAAGGCCGGGGGCGACGGGUCUGAUGAAGAUGCCGAUCCAUUCUUUGCGCAACGACUGACAGGUCAAGGCAUUUCCAAGCGGUCAGCCCAAAAGGGGCCGCGUCGCGGAGCAUUUGGUGUCGGUGUGUUAAAUGACACCGGUUCAGAUGACGAGGACCCGUAUUCCUUGGGGCCCCAGAUCUCGUAUAAUCGAGUUAUUGGGAAAGAUAAAAAGAAGAAGAAAAAGUUGCUGGAAGAUGUAAAACCAAAGGUGGCAUCCAACCCUCUAUUGACCAACAAACCAGUCUUCAUAUCCAAGAAGGCAAUUGCCGGUAGGAAUUCUACAGGGUUCAGGAAAUGCCACGAUGGCCGCUUGCCCUUAGAUGGGUUUGUACUAGCGGACGGCGUCUCUAGCCUAACGAUUUCAGCACAGGAGAAGAAAUACGCACCCCCCGAGGUCCCCAAAGAUUGGAAAUGCAGCAAGACGCCAUCAAAAGAGAGGGAUGCAUCUAAAUAUGUUUCUACAGCUGAAGCAGCUAAAGCUUCUUCUUUAGAUCCCACGUCACGAGCUGCGCUUUUAGGGGAAGCGCAACUUCCCGGAAAAUCUAUAUUUGAUUGGAUGACCCCUGAGGCCAGGGAGAGGAUCGUCAAAAUAACAGGGAAGACUGACCUACCGCCAGCAUUGGGCGAGAAAGCUCCCGAAGGAUACGAGAUGUCAGAGGCGCAGAAACGGAAGGAUUUGUGGGAUCUUGUCCCCAAAUUGGAUAAGCAAGUAGCAGUUCAGGCCUUGACCCGAGCGGCUAGUGGAUGGAUGCCUUAUUCCGAGGAUCCAGAUAAGCGAUCCCGAUAUCGAACGUUCCUUCAAGUCCGGGCGGGACUCCGAGAAAGUCUUCCGGAUCGUGUUUCCGGGUCGAGCACCGACGAAUGGGUUGCUGAGCUCCACGAGUUCGCUCGCGCUGCAGAGGUCUUCAAACCGAUGUCCGGGGCCAUGGCGUCGCGAUUCACGUCUGCCUCCAGUGGACCAAAAGGAUCCUCAGAUGAGGCUGAGUCAUCUGCGGAUUCGUUGCUUCAAAACCCUGCCAAGAAGCCCGAAGACCCUGCCGUAGCAGCCGCAAAGAUCGGCAUGUUCGGCCCGAUGACUCGAAGUAACAUUUCGUUCUAUCCGACGCGUCUAUUAUGCAAGCGAUUGAAUGUGAAACCCCCAGACCAUGUGCAAUCAAACCCCAGCGAUCCGGCCAAACCUUCAGACACUGCCCCUGGAGGACGGUUCCAGUCUGCAGGAUAUCAGACUACUGGGCCUAAGGAAUUAGUCCCUCAGGAAGUCAUGGAUCAGCUUCUGCUUGAAGCAGGCACUAGCAGUGGCGCUGUUGAAAAACCUAAACCGAUCGUAGUGGAGCCUGAGCGUAACGAAGCGUUGGAGGCAGAACGACCAGGCGAGGAGAUCUUCAAGGCGAUAUUUGGAAGUGAUGACGAGGAUGAUGAGAAAGGAUGGAUGACGAACACCUCAACUGCUGAUCCGCGUGACAAGCAUAAUUCGCCAAACCAGCGGUCAAUUGAAUUAAUAGAGAGAUACAGAGUAAAAAAGGAGAGAGAAAGAGAGAGUGGUAAGAAUAGCAGUCAUGUAGUGGUAAGCUUUCUAUUUUUUACGGCGAACCAUCCUUUGGGAAAUCCUAGCGUGAGGUUUUUUAAAAUUGAGAAUCUUUUUUUCGCGACUUCUCUUAACUUAUCAUUCCAGCUUCUUAUCAGUCCCAUACCAAAUACGUCAUGCGACGGUUCUCGACCGUGGGCCAUUAAAUUCCCAAAGUCACUCAGUCAUACGAUUUCCGCUCAGGGCAUCUCGGGAAUCUUGGAGCUUUUCACAUUACUCUUUCUGGCUGAAUGGAGUCCAGUCUUCAAUAUCUACAAAAUGGGUUGUUGCUUGUCUACUUCGCGUGACAACCGCUCCGCAUAUGCAACCCAGACAGCCACCGAAGAGCGCCGUCCGGAAGCGUCCUCUCGUGGAGUGAGUUCAACAACCGCCGCCGCUAUCCCUUCUAAUUCUGCGCGUGUCGUCAUUCGUUCCUCCCCGGAUCAUCUCCCGUUGAAUGAGAAUUUCAACGCCCCUAUCCGCCGUCAUGUCUGGUAUAGUAAGCGCCGACUGUGGAAUCGUGCGCAGCUGGAUCAGGAGCGCAAGGAGUUCUUCGAGACGCGUGUGACGGGUAAACCUGAGAUCUGGGCCGCACUGUCUGCGGCGAUAUCACUCAUGCAUACGGGUGAUCUCACCACAGCUCAGAGCAUCAUUGACGCUGCUGGAGUCACGGUGCCUACGGGUGACCUGUGUCAGGGCGCCUACGAUGAGCAAGGGGUCCUUUAUAGGUUACCACAAUGCAUCGUGAGCGAUCCAGAGAACUUGGUGAAGUCGAACCUCGGAGAGGAUGAUUUCGACACCGACGACGGCAAGUUAUCAUUGGACGAGGAAUCGGGAGACGAACUUAUCGCAGACGAUGCCGAACGUCGCAGAGAUGAGAAGGGCAAGGUCAGCGAGCGAGACUUAAUCCGCGUGAAAGCACGACUCAGCGAUAGGGGCGGGCCUGACAUGGUCGUGACUGUCGGCAAAACACAGAAUGUUGCUUAUAUCGCCCGCAAAUUGCAACAGGAGGCCGAAAUUCCCAAAACACAGCGAGUAAAAAUCGCCUACCUAGGCAAAAUACUCAAAGAACAUGUACCCCUAGUCGACCAAGGAUGGAAACAAGGCAAUGUGAUCAACGCAUUGGUUGUCGCACGACCAUCUCCAUCAUGCUAA